CAGAGAAGGCAAAGCAAUCAGAAGUAUGGGUUUUACAUGCUAACUCUUGAAUUUAUUUCUCCUUUUAAUGUGUGAUUUUAGGUCUGUGCUGCAUUGAGAGCAUUGUACUUUAAGAAACGUGAUGAUUGACGACAUUGAAAUCCACGCGGCUCGAUCUAGUGGAGAACUGUGGUCUGAGAUCUGCUCAAGUCUCCCAGAGCCUGAGGAACAGGAUGCUGGGCAAUUUACAGACUCAUUUGAGCCUUCCUCACCAGGCAACCCACAUUCAAACUCACCCAGAGCAUCUUUUAGCCCCUGGGAACCAAUGGCUGAUUCUGACAUUUACAUUGCCAGUUUAGAAAAUCGAUUGAAGAGGAUCAAGGGACAAUCAAAUGAAGUUACGUCAAGGGAAAUGCUCCGUUCCUUGUCCCAGGCUAAAAAGGAAUGCUGGGAUAGAUUCCUCCACGAUGCCCAAACCUCAGAACUGUUCCAGGAAGGAAACUUCGAUCAGAGUGCUUUGGAGCAGUUCAAGCGCUGGAUGUCUCCUGAAAGGGUGGCCAUCAAUGCAGAGGAGCUGGAGUUACUUCUUUUGCCCACACAGAACAGUGAGGCUCUUGCUAGCUCAGCCCAAACUGACAAGCCAUGUGAGGAGGAAGAGUGCCCAAGCCCAGAGAAAUAAUCACAUUCCAGCGAUAACCUGACCAGCAGUAUUAGGGGAAUUAAGAGUAUAUGGGCUCUUGUUGUGGAAAGCAACUAAAUUAUGAUCCAUUUAAUGGGAUCAUUUGUUUCACAUAGAUAAAUGAAGGUGUCUUUGGUUGUUUGUCUCCCUUAAUCCAGUUUUCAAUUCAAGGUACAUUACUGUAUCAUAUUGAAAGAAAUACAUGAGUGAUUAAAAAAAUAAAAUCUCUAUCUUGGAGACAUUGCAGCCAGAGGAACUUCACUACAUUAUCAUGAAACAUUCCAUUUAUGUAUCAUCAAAUGUAUUUUUAUUAUUUACUUGUGAUUUUUUUUUUGCUAUGUACUUACUCCUUUCCUGUAGUAUUGAAACUUGUAUACCCUAAACCAAACAUACAUUUUUUUCAUUACAUCAUUUUAUUUACGCAUUUGUAUGAAUUGAUAAUCAAAUGUCUGGCAUGUGAACAUUCUCCUAAAUUUGAAUGUAGGUUAGUGGACUAAAUCAAACAUGAGUAGAGAAUUGUGUGUGUUUUAAAACAUUUUAGUAACUGUUCGCUUUAUCUAAAAGGAUAAUAAAAACUCUGAAGGAGCCAUAAUGAGA
Messenger RNA from Pimephales promelas (fathead minnow), 1255 nucleotides. NCBI's taxonomy places the organism in Eukaryota, Metazoa, Chordata, Actinopteri, Cypriniformes, Leuciscidae. The record is from RefSeq and is a predicted model, not a curated record.